UCUAUCCCUUUGUUGUUGCCAGAAGCCACACGUAUUGCACCCAUCUCAUGGCUGGUGACAGGCAGCUCUCUGCUACAAACAGAACACUAGAAGGACAGUAACGGGGCUAUCAGUGAGAUCAGAAAAAAGGGAGGGACAAUAGAGCAGGCGUCUGGGAGUGUGAAGGAGGACUGGCAGGGCACUGAGGAUGGGUGACAGCCCCUUGUUCACUGGCAGUAAGUGAGAUUCUGGGGGGAGGGAGUCCAUACAGCUGCAGGCUAGCAAGGAUACCCAGCUCUGCCUGCUGUAUGAGUGUACAUGGUGACUAUUGGAAGACACUGUAUCAAUCCCAGUGUGACAUACAGCCACACACACACAGGGAUAAAGGAAGAGCAGCGACAAGCUGCAGGGAAUGUACAAGGACAGCUCUGUGCUGAGGAGCCAAGGAAAGAGUCUUGUUGGUGCUCUCUGCUAUUAUUGAUGCUCCUGGCCUGCUGGAGCCUGCUACCACCUUCACCCCUGCCUCACCAGCAGCAUCCUGCUCCUCACCAUGCUGGGAGAAUUGUCCCCAUCCCCUGCCUCCCGGCUGCUGGGUCCCCUGGCUCUCUGGUCCACGUCUUCUGUGAUCUUCCUUCUGGCUCUGUCAGGCGCCCAGGCAUCUAACCAACUGCCCAGCGAGUGCCAGAAUGGGAAAGGCAAGGGCAUCAACUGCUCAGAGCUGAACAUGAGAGAGUCAGAUGUACGACGUGUGUGUGAUGAGUCUACUUGUAAAUAUGGAGGUGUGUGUAAAGAAGAUGGAGAUGUUCUCAAGUGUGCGUGCCAGUUUCAGUGCCACACCAAUUACAUUCCAGUUUGCGGAUCGAAUGGUGACACGUACCAAAAUGAAUGCUUUCUGAGACGAUCGGCCUGUAAACAGCAGAAAGAUUUAACAGUAGUAGCAAGAGGACCAUGUUUUUCUGAUAUUGCAUCUGGAUCUGGAGAAGGAGAAUAUGAGGCAUCAGGAACUGAAGUUCACAGAAAACAUUCCAAAUGCGGAGCCUGCAAAUAUGGUGCUGAGUGUGACGAGGAUGCUGAAGAUAUAGGGUGUGUAUGUAAUAUAGACUGCAGUGGACAUAAUUAUAACUUUGUGUGCGCCUCCGAUGGAAAUUCCUAUUCCAACCCAUGCCUUGUGCGGGAGGCAUCAUGCCUCAAACAAGAACAGAUUGAUGUUAAACAUUUGGGGAGCUGUACAGCAACAGAUGAAGUAAAUCCAGUUGGGAAGAAAGAUGAUGGAUUACAAUAUCGGCCAGAGGUGAAAGAUUCCAGUGACCAGAGGGAAGAUGACUAUAUGGGAAAUUACAUUCCGUGCUCAGAAAACUACAAUGGUUAUUGUGUACAUGGGAAAUGUGAGCUGAGCUAUUCCACUCAAAAGGCAUCAUGUCGGUGUGACUCUGGAUACACAGGCCAAUACUGUGACAAGACAGAUUUUAAUAUUCUUUACGUGGUUCCUAGCAGACAGAAACUCACCCAUGUGCUUAUAGCAGCCAUCAUUGGAGCAGUACAGAUUGCUAUUAUAGUUGCAAUUGUUAUGUGUAUAACAAGGAAGUGCCCAAAAAACAACAGAGGGCGCCGACAGAAACAAAACCUUGGUCAUUUUACAUCAGAUGCUUCAUCCCGGAUGGUGUAGCCUCAGUGUUUCAUUUUUUCCCUUGUUUGUUUUUUUAUACUUGCAUUGACCAUGUGAUGUACAUUUUUAUUAUAUCUUUUUUUAAAGAAUGGAAAUAUUUAUUUCAGAGGCCUUAUUUUUGGACAUUUUAUAGUUUAACCGUGUUGGGUGUCUGUUGUAAACGCAAUGCUUCAGCUCUGACAGCAAUGGACUGGUACAGCUCUUUUUGUUUUUUUCAUUAUUUUAUUUUUUUUACUUUUUUUUUCAUUUAGCUACAUUUUGUGGACUUACACUCCUCCAUUUUUUUCUGUAACUGCUUUGCAUGGUUGUAAAUUAAACACAUACUUUACUUCAAACAUCUCAAUGCUGAAAACCGGUCGGGGUACAGUCACAAAAUUUAGGGGUGAUUUGAUAAAUGAGGGCAAUUUUUCGUUUAUAACUUUUUGAUGUUCAGUAAGCAUGGAACAAAUGUUUUAUGCGGUGCCAGGCUGUUCUCAGCAAGGAACGCAGUGACUGUGAAUUAAAAUUGACAUGAACCUUUUAAAGUCUGAAAAGAAAUGGCGGAUGAAAUGUUAACUGCAUCCGCACAAUUGGUUGCUCCUAUGGAACACACCAAAGCCCUCCUGAGGCUAUUGACAUUGAACAAACAUCAAAAAAUGAUAAACACCUUGCAAACGAGGCAUGAGCUAAAGGUAACAAUGUUUACAGAUAUCUUUUUUUCUAACCAGAAUUCGUAGAAGACACACUGUGUUUAAAUAGGUAUUUCAAUGUUUUAUAGAACUUAGUUAUUGAUUUUUGUUUUGUUUUUAAAGACACUGGCUAUCGCAUGAAAUGUGAAUUGUAUACUGUGAGUAGUGGUAAAAUGUUAAAUAUGUUACAUGGUUUAUUAAUCCCGACAAUCUUGAACCAUUGGACCUAGACAUCAAGGGCUAAGGGAUGGGGUAGGUCAAUUUCUUAAAAGUUGUUCUGGAGUACCACUAACUCUAUAGGACGAAUCUAUCAAAGCAGGGAUGAUGAUAGUUUUUGGACAGUGCUAAAUGCCGAGAGACAUUCUAUUGGUUUCUGUGGCGAUUGCACCUUAGCACUUUUAUCCAGAAUAGCAUAUUUUUUACCUUAGAAAAUAUGGCCCUGUAUCCUAAUGGCAUUCUUUCUUGAACAUAGGUGAGUCUAUCACAUCAUGGAUGGACUGAUUGUCACAAUUAAUUGAAUACAAGCUACCUGUCUAGGGCAGGCAAAAUAAACAUUGUGUACAUAUGUUUUAGCCAUACGUGUGACAUCUUUCGUGUCAUGUGUUUGCAUUCCUACCUCUUUUGUGUCAUGUGUGUGCAUUCCAUCCUGAUGUUAAUGACAUCACAUCAGUGCAUUGUAGUCAUCUGUGGCAGCCAUUCAUUUACAUGCACACAUGGCAUGUAUUGUGGGUAGCUCAUGCUUGUUGCUCACCGGUGUUCAUAUAAGAAUGACAUUUAAAAGUUACUUUUUGGUGGUACUCUAAUACAGGUUUGGGAGUACCUACACUUAACACAUUUUUCUGUGGUGUCAGCAUUCAUAUGGAUGUAUCUCUAUGUGUAUAUAGGUAUACAUAUAUACAUAUAAUCAAUAUGUCUAAUAGUUCUCACAGUUUUGGAAGAACAUACCAAGGUGCAUAUUAGACUAGAUUAUUUAUAUUUUUUAAAACACCACACAAAUAGGUGCCAUUACUCUUGCAAUGUCUGGUCUUUGAUCUCUAAUUCCCUCUUUCUUUUUUUUUACCCUUUGAGUGUCAGCAGAAUGAUUGCUCCUUUGGCAAAAGGGAAAUUAUAGAAUUCAAUAAUUUUUUUUUGGGGGGGGGGGGGAAAUUAAAUGUUUCCUUAGCUCUGACAGUUUAAGAUUCGGUAAACACUUUUAUUACAUUUAGAUAAAUGUUUAAAAAGAUAUGUAAAAUAACAUUUGGAAAUCUUGAUCAACAUAUUGUUUAUUUGAACACCAUUACCAAAUAAAAGGCUGCUUUAAUAAAAAAAAAAUGAAAAACAAAAAACAUGAGAAUUUGUUUUUUAAGGAACCUGCUUUUUACCAUUGUGAAACAGAAUGUGUGUCAUAUACUGUGCUUUCAUAUAUGGAUAAAACUAUUGUAUCGUUUCUAUUUUGUACUCUACCAAAACAUACCAUUCUGAAACCGAUACUGUGUG
Molecule: messenger RNA, 3789 nt
Organism: Pelobates fuscus (common spadefoot toad)
Lineage: Eukaryota; Metazoa; Chordata; Amphibia; Anura; Pelobatidae
Gene: TMEFF1
Product: transmembrane protein with EGF like and two follistatin like domains 1
Exons: 10
Coding region: 530-1645 (371 amino acids)
Cellular component (GO): plasma membrane
Molecular function (GO): protein binding
Source: RefSeq, a predicted model, not a curated record